Molecule: messenger RNA, 1347 nt
Organism: Stylonychia lemnae
Lineage: Eukaryota; Ciliophora; Spirotrichea; Sporadotrichida; Oxytrichidae
Source: the annotation of a GenBank genome assembly
AUGAGAGAAGUUAUAUGUAUUCAUGUUGGAUAGGCUGGAGUUUAAGUAGGAGCAGCUUGCUGGGAGCUAUUCUGUCUUGAACAUGGUAUCAAUCCAAGUGGAUUACUGCCAGAUGAAAAUACACAUUUGAACAGCGAUGAUUCAUUUUAAACAUUUUUCCAAGAGACUGGAGCUGGCAAAUAUGUUCCUAGAGCCAUUUAGAUUGAUUUAGAACCAACAUGCAUUGAUGAAAUCAGAACUGGAACAUAUAAAGAGCUAUUUCAUCCAGAAAAUUUAAUAAGCGGCAAAGAAGAUGCUGCAAAUAAUUUUGCAAGAGGAAAAUACACUAUUGGAAAGGAAGUUCUAGAUUUGCUUCUAGAUAGAAUAAGAAAAGCUGCAGAUUAAUGUAAUGGAAUGCAAGGAUUUCUUGUAUUUCAUUCAUUCAGUGGUGGAACUGGAUCAGGACUAGCUGCAGCUAUGCUAGAAAGACUGACUGUGGAUUAUCCAAAAAAGACAAAAAUUGAAUUUGCAGUUUAUCCCUCAACAUAAUUGUCAUCAGUUGUAGUUGAACCCUAUAACUCUGUAUUUUGUACUCAUACUAUGCUUGAAAACUCAGAAGUAGCAUUUAUGGUUGAUAAUCAAGCAAUGUAUGAUAUUUGUCUUCGAAAUAUGGACAUUGAGAAGCCAAAGUUCACAAAUCUAAAUAGAAUGAUUGCCCAAGCUAUAUCAAGUGUUACAGCAAGUUUAAGAUUUGAAGGAAGUCUUAAUUGUGACUUGACUGAAUUUCAGACUAACUUGGUGCCAUAUCCAAGAAUUCACUUUCCCAUCUGCUCAUAUGCACCUUUCAUGUCUAGUGAGAAAGCUUAUCACGAGACUUUCACCACCUAUGAGUUGACAUCUGCAGUCUUUGAGCCAGGAAAUAUGAUGGUAGCUGCUUCUCCAACUUCAGGCAAAUAUAUGGCAUGUUGCCUCUUAUACAGAGGUGAUGUUGUUCCAAAGGAUGUUAAUGCAGCAGUUGCAACUAUCAAAUCUAAGCAAACUAUCAACUUCGUUAAGUGGUGUCCAACAGGUUUUAAGGUUGGUAUCAAUCAUUCCCCAGCUACAGCUGUUCCUGGUGGAGAUGCAGCUAAAACCCUAAGAUCACUUUGCAUGAUGACCAAUUCCACAGCAGUCGGAGGAAUUAUCUCUAGAAUGAGUCAUAAAUUUGACUUAAUGUUUAAAAAAAGAGCCUUUGUCCAUUGGUUUGUAGGUGAAGGAAUGGAGGAAGGAGAAUUCGCUGAGGCAAGAGAAGAUCUUGCUGCUCUCGAAAAAGAUUAUAUUGAAGUAGGAUUGGAUGAUGUUGCUAAUGAAAAUGAAGGAUUGGAGUGA